AUGACUGCCGAACGACCGCGCCAUGCAGAUGUUGACGUUCUCGUCUUCUUCCUUACCAGCAAGCUUUCUCAGGAAGAGAGGCAAGACCUCAUUACUCUGAUCGAAGGGGAGCAAUUUAAAGGCGACGUCGUGACAGUUGAAUGGCCUUACGAGCGUCCUGGAACGGAAGAGGAUAUAGAACGUCUUUCACCACAAGCAGCGGUUGACAAAAAGCCUUUCGAAGCCUCGACUGUUGUGUACAUUGACGACGAGUCCGACAAGAAAGUUAUUAUUGCCGACUUCGAAGACGGCAGAGUUCGACUCAGCAGGCGUCUGUUGGCCUCGUAUGCUGGCCGCACUGCUGUCGGGUGCAAUCUUUGUUGCAUGUCACUGGAAGAUGCUGUUGAAGAAGACUAG
Mycosarcoma maydis (corn smut) is the source of this 396-nucleotide messenger RNA. RefSeq lists its product as uncharacterized. The record is from RefSeq and is a predicted model, not a curated record. The transcript has a single exon. NCBI's taxonomy places the organism in Eukaryota, Fungi, Basidiomycota, Ustilaginomycetes, Ustilaginales. Bases 1 to 396 code for a protein of 131 amino acids.